UAUAUAUUCCACACACUCUUCCCAAUAUCGAACCUUCUGUUCCUCACUUCUCUCUCUCUCUCUCUCUCUCUCUCCGACAUCAACAUAUUUUUCUCCGAUGGGUUUUCCGGUGGGUUACGCGGAGGUCUUCUUCCCCAACCCCUUCCUCCACACACUGGCCUUCCUCGGCCUCCUCCGAAACCUCGUCUUCUUUCUCUUCCACCUCCUCGGACUCUCCGACUUCCUCGAAACCGAGGUCGCAUGGCCGGACCCCCGCAUCCCCGCCACCACCGCCGCCGCCUCCAGACCUCCCUCCGUGUCGGCGCUACUCAUCAGGGACAUCCUCCCCGUCGCCAAGUUUGGAGAGUCUGGGGAAAACUCCUGCGCCUGCGCCUGCGCCGUCUGUCUGUUCGAGUUCUCCGAGGAGGAGGAGAUUCGGCGCAUGCGGAACUGCAAACACAUUUUCCACCGCGCCUGCGUGGACCGUUGGAUCGAUCACGAUCAAAAAACAUGCCCUCUCUGUAGGACCCCCUUUGUGCCUGAUGACAUGCUUGAUGAUUAUAAUCAACGCCUCUGGGCUGCUUCUGGAAUCAACGAGUUCUACUCCGAUUACACUUCUUCUUUCUGAUUUCCAAUUUCUUCAACUUCUCUCUCUCUAUUUCUAUAUAAUCAAUCAUGAAAGUGAAUUGUACAUAACAAAGUAAAAAAUAAAAGAAAAUUUUGAACAAUUGCAUAAUGCAAUGGAUACAUACACUUUUCACUUAGCAUAAUAAUUAUCAUUAAUUAUUAAUUAUUAGUGGUGUUACGGCAAUUUCAUCCACUACUAUGGUGGCGGCUCUCGUUUAUUAUUGAAUAUCAUUUCUGUACCAUGGAUGUAGUAAAGGAUUAAAUUAUUGUUUUAAUUAUAUUAUUAUUAUGAUCUACUGUCA
Vigna angularis (adzuki bean) is the source of this 908-nucleotide messenger RNA. Its product is annotated as brassinosteroid-responsive RING protein 1. The transcript has a single exon. Bases 98 to 607 code for a protein of 169 amino acids. NCBI's taxonomy places the organism in Eukaryota, Viridiplantae, Streptophyta, Magnoliopsida, Fabales, Fabaceae. Gene Ontology annotation, molecular function: ubiquitin protein ligase activity. Gene Ontology annotation, biological process: protein ubiquitination. The record is from RefSeq and is a predicted model, not a curated record.